Molecule: messenger RNA, 2349 nt
Organism: Ochotona princeps (American pika)
Lineage: Eukaryota; Metazoa; Chordata; Mammalia; Lagomorpha; Ochotonidae
Gene: SDR42E1
Product: short chain dehydrogenase/reductase family 42E, member 1
Exons: 3
Coding region: 155-1336 (393 amino acids)
Biological process (GO): steroid biosynthetic process
Molecular function (GO): 3-beta-hydroxy-Delta5-steroid dehydrogenase (NAD+) activity
Source: RefSeq, a predicted model, not a curated record
GGAAGCGGCUCCAGGAGGCUGGUCCGACGGCUGGGGCGGCUCCGACGCCCCUAGCGGGGGCGGCGAAUAGCUCAAGAGGAAUGGACUGCCACGGCUCUGCAGAGCACACGCUGAGCCGUCGUCUGCAGCUGCUAUCCAGUUCACUUUGACUCACAUGGAUUCCCAAAGAAGUUCGAAGGAAACAGUCCUCAUUACAGGAGGAGGUGGCUAUUUUGGGUUCCGCCUGGGCUGUGCCCUGAACCAGAAAGGAGUCCAUGUGAUUCUUUUCGACCUCCACAACCCUGCUCCGACCCUUCCGGAAGGAGUCACGUUCAUAGGCGGAGAUAUCUGCCGCCUCUCUGACCUUGAGGAGGCCUUCCGGGAUGCCCAUGUCAUGUGUGUAUUCCAUAUCGCCUCUUACGGGAUGUCAGGGCGGGAGCAGCUGAAUCGCAGCCAGAUUGAGGAAGUCAACGUGGGAGGCACCGACAACAUCCUGCAGGCCUGCCGGAGGAACGGGGUGCCGCGGUUGGUUUACACGAGCACUUUCAACGUGGUCUUCGGAGGGCAGACUAUCAAAAAUGGAGAUGAAUCUCUGCCUUACCUGCCACUCCACCUCUAUCCCGAUCACUACUCUAGAACCAAAUCCAUUGCAGAGAAGAAGGUGCUGGAAGCGAAUGGAACAGCCCUGGAAGGAGGCAGAGGCAUCUUAAGAACCUGUGCCUUGAGGCCGGCUGGCAUCUAUGGGCCUGGAGAGCAAAGGCACCUCCCCAGGAUCGUGAGCUACAUGGAGAGGGGCCUGUUUAAGUUCGUGUAUGGAGAUCCCAAGAGCCUGGUUGAGUUUGUCCACGUGGAUAACUUGGUGCAAGCUCACAUGCUAGCCUCUGAGGCCCUGAAAGCCGACAAGGGCCAUGUGGCUUCAGGGCAGUCCUACUUCAUCUCGGACGGCAAACCCGUGAAUAACUUCGAGUUCUUCCGGCCUUUGGUUGAGGGCCUAGGCUACCCUUUCCCGUCCCUCCGCCUGCCAAUAACCCUUAUCUACUGCUUUGCUUUCUUGACAGAGAUGACUCACUUCCUUUUGGGAAGACUCUACAACUUCCAGCCCUUCCUCACCCGAGCUGAAGUUUACAAAACAGGCAUCACUCAUUACUGCAGCUUGGAGAAAGCCAGGAAGGAGCUAGGCUACGAGGCUCAGCCAUUUGACUUCCAGGAAGUAGUAGAAUGGUUUAAAGCCCGUGGUCAUGGUAGAAGCUCUGCCGGUCAUGCGUCAUGGUCUCUCAUUUGGGAUGUGACAUUCGGCUUGGUGCUGGUCCUGUCCAUUUUGGCCUGGCUGCAGCCUCCUGCAGUUCUCUUGCUGUGAAAGAAGAGCUAGAAACGAGGGGCUGAUCCUGCUUUCUGGGGUGGUGGUUGGGAAAUACAUGUCUGUAUACAUACAGCAAUGGCACUGUGCAUGGAAGACUAGAUUCUUGGAAUAAAUCUUUAUUUAACCCUCCUUGCACUGAUCUUGAUGGGAGAAAAACAAAGAUUAAGUUGGAAAAUUGGCCUCUCGUGUCUUUCCAGUUUAGAUGGGUGCAGCAGAAGUUGUUUCAGAGCCAGAGAAGUAGGCUCGGUUGGGUUGGAGAGGUCUGACUUGGAUUGCUCUGAUGCCAGAAAUACGCUUAGCUCUGAGUCUUGCACACUCAGCAUCUACUUGAGAUGGACUAAAAUUCAGAUUAAUCUGGAAAUGGUGAAACAGGGGCGUGAAAUUCUCCAGAAUGGGCCGAUCUUUAAGGGAACAAACCUCUGAGGGUGGUGACUCUUCAAGUGUAACCUUUGCCCUUUGUGACAUAAGGGCUUUCCUCCGAUGUGACCACCUGGUAAUGUUUAAUAUUUAAACACAGAGACCUUUAUCCUACCUCAUAGGAUUCCUUUGAGUAUUAAAUUGGACAAAGCAUGUAACAUGCAACUUAACACUAGCCAUUAUUUGGCUAAUAUUGUUCUUGUUAUACAUUCUUUAUGAGGAUUUUUCUUCUUCCGAGUUUUUAUCUUGGAGGAACCUUUGCUACUGAACUUUCUGGAGUGUCUUUGGCUGUGCCUUCAGAGCCUGUAACAUUAUGUGUGAAUAUACUCAGUAAAAAAUGUUGGCCCCUAAGGAUAGAGUGAAGUUUAGGCAACAGCUAAAAAUUUGGCAAUUAAGGAAGGUGACCAAGUGAUUCAUACCAUUUUAAUUAACAACAACAACAGCAAAGAAUCAGAUCUCUGGACUGGUUUUCUUAUUGGGAAGAAUAUUGGCUCUGUGAAGGCCACUUCCAAUGACGAGUGUUUUUGAACUACAGCGGCAUUAAAGGGAAGAUGUGCAAGCAAGACCGUCCCACGCGAACCAAAGCAGAAAGC